This is a messenger RNA of Drosophila rhopaloa, 1250 nucleotides long. Its product is annotated as GTPase Era, mitochondrial. The transcript is spliced from 2 exons. Gene Ontology annotation, biological process: ribosomal small subunit assembly. Gene Ontology annotation, cellular component: mitochondrial matrix. NCBI's taxonomy places the organism in Eukaryota, Metazoa, Arthropoda, Insecta, Diptera, Drosophilidae. Gene Ontology annotation, molecular function: rRNA binding; ribosomal small subunit binding; GTP binding. Bases 52 to 1182 code for a protein of 376 amino acids. The record is from RefSeq and is a predicted model, not a curated record.
GUGCAGUUGUGUAAAUGGAGCUGAACUAAGUGUAAACAGGGCUUUUGCAAGAUGCGGUAUAAUUUGUUUGUCAGUGCCUUGAAACUGCUAAAUAGCACAAAAAAUCACAAUUUAUUGGUUGUGAACGUGCGCAGUUUGACCGGCGCAGCCCAGACCAGUGAUGCAGUUGCUCCGGCCACGCGUCUGCCGCCAGUGGAAGCCGAAAAUCCCGGAGAGGAGCAACGAUCGCUGCACGUCGCCGUAAUUGGAGUGCCAAAUGUGGGCAAGAGCACGUUCAUCAACAACACGGUGAACCACCGAGUGUGUCCCACCUCGGCCAAGGUGCACACCACUCGUAAGUCGAGCUCGGCCAUCUGCACCACCGGCCAGACGCAGUUGGUCUUCUACGACACUCCGGGUCUGGUGACCCAGCACGAGAUCCGUAAACACCACCUGGACCAGAACUUCAAGAGCGCCUACCGCCAUGCCAUCCAGCAUGCGGACAUCAUUGCAGUUGUUCACGAUGCCUCAAACGGAUGGACGCGCAAGGAGCUGCAUCCCACGGUCCUGGACACGCUGAAGGCCUACAGCAACCUGCCCAGCUUCCUGGUCCUCAACAAGAUUGACGCUCUGAAGUCGAAGCGCACGCUCCUGGACCUCAUCAAGACCCUGACCAAUGACACGCUGACCGCGGGAAAGCGAGGAGCUGCCAGAAACACUGUGGUGGAUCCGCUGGCCAAGGAAGUACGACUCAACAAGCGGGAGACCACUUGGAGCCACUUCAGCGACGUGUUCCUCGUCUCCGCCUUGACGGGCAGCGGCCUGCCGGAGCUUCAGAACUACCUGGUGGGCCAGGCCAAGCCCAGAGCUUGGAAAUACCCAGCCGACAAGCGCACCGACUCCAGUCCGGAGGCCCAGAUUGUGGAGAGCGUGAGAGCCCGCCUGCUGGACUACUUGCCGCAAGAGAUUCCCUACAAUCUCAAGUGCGAUCUGGAGUACUACAGCGUGGAGAAGAAUGUGAUUUACACCUCCGUGCAAGUGCAGUGCCCCACGACGCGAAUUGAGCGCCUGAUUUGCGGCGAGGGCAACGGCAAGUUGCGCCAAAUCACGGAAAGGGUGACCUCCGACCUGGUGGAGAUGUUUGGCCAGGCGGUGUCCCUUACCAUCUCCACGGUGUCGAAGGGCAAGAAGACCGCCUCCUAAACAGAUGUUGAUUAUUUGUACUUUAUUUGUAACGUUGCAUAAACCUAAGAGUUCACAAAAGCUUCAAA